AUGUUGUUAGUUUAUUGGAUAUUUGAGAUUAUCACAUUCGUGGAUUUGGGUAACCGAACAUUUGCAGAAGGAAAUGCUGACAAGCCAGGUAUUUUUAGUUUCUCAAAUUUUUGAAAUUUAAAUUCAACAUUAUACUUUUUACAGGUUUUCAUGACAUGCUUCUCAAAACUGUUCACAAUACAGCAACUUAUUUUGGAUUCGGUAAAAAGUGCAAAAAUCAUGGCAAAUUGUUAGAGGAUAAUUCGUGUCUUUGUCCCAAAUUUUUUAGCGGAUAA
Molecule: messenger RNA, 275 nt
Organism: Caenorhabditis angaria
Lineage: Eukaryota; Metazoa; Nematoda; Chromadorea; Rhabditida; Rhabditidae
Source: the annotation of a GenBank genome assembly